CGUGCAGCUCUGCUCGGAGUGACACCUCUCCGCUGUCUCCGCGCUCUCUGACGGCAGCUUCAGCUCAGUUAGCAGCGCCGAGCUAAUCCGGCUAUCAGCUAACGGCUAACGGCUAGCUAGUGGCGCUAUGAUGGCGGAGCUGGUGCAGGGACAGGCCUCGAUGAACCAGCCGGGGCUGAAGUCAGACGGCAUAGCCGAGGUUUUACAGAGGGCCCGGCAGAUGGUAGGAAAGAUGGGCGGAGAAACCAUGUCUCACCUCAACAGCUCCUCAGGAAGUGUCGAACCCUCGCUGUACUACCCGGGACAGAAGCGACCAGGAGAGGACGGAGUAGGAAACCAGCUAGCAGCCAUGGGGCAUCAAAGCAGGGUAAUCACAGAGGAUUACAAGGUUCCCGACAGAAUGGUUGGCUUCAUUAUUGGUAGAGGAGGUGAACAGAUCACCAGGAUCCAGUUGGAGUCCGGCUGCAAGAUCCAGAUUGCUUCUGACAGCGGCGGUCUGAUGGAGCGGCCAUGUUCCCUGACUGGAACCCCAGAGAGCAUCGAGCAGGCAAAGCGGCUCCUGAUUCAGAUUGUGGAUCGCUGUAGAAACGGACCGGGUUUUCACGGCGAAGGGGAGGGCGGCGCCUCGGUGCAGGAGAUGCUGAUCCCGGCCAGUAAGGUGGGGCUGGUGAUUGGCCGAGGAGGAGACACCAUCAAACAGCUGCAGGAGCGAGCAGGGGUGAAGAUGAUGAUGAUCCAGGACGGUCCGAUGCCGACAGGAGCCGACAAACCCCUCCGCAUCUCCGGAGACCCGUACAAAGUGCAGGCAGCGAGGGAGCUCGUGUUGGAGGUGAUCCGGGAGAAGGACGGAGACUUCAGGUCGGGACGCAACGACUUCAGCGCCCGUCUGGGAGGAGCCAACCUGGAUUCUGUCCCUCUGCAGGUCCCAGUCCCCAGGUUUGCUGUUGGCAUUGUGAUCGGCAGGAACGGAGAAAUGAUCAAGAAGAUCCAGAAUGAUGCAGGGGUCCGGAUCCAGUUUAAAGCAGAUGAUGGCAUCAGUCCGGAGCGUGUUGCCAUGGUGAUGGGUCAGCCGGACCGCUGUCAGCAUGCUGUCCACCUCAUCAACGAGCUCAUCCAGACCGCACAGGAGCGCGAUGGUUUUGGCUCCGCCCUGCGGAGUGGGAGGGUCAGAAGUCGUGGUGAUUGGACUAUGGGCUCUCCUGGUCCCCUACAGGAAGUGACCUACACCAUCCCCGCUGACAAGUGUGGCCUGGUCAUCGGCAAAG
Molecule: messenger RNA, 1265 nt
Organism: Micropterus dolomieu (smallmouth bass)
Lineage: Eukaryota; Metazoa; Chordata; Actinopteri; Centrarchiformes; Centrarchidae
Product: far upstream element-binding protein 3-like
Biological process (GO): regulation of gene expression
Cellular component (GO): cytoplasm; nucleus
Molecular function (GO): mRNA binding
Source: RefSeq, a predicted model, not a curated record